AUGCAUUUCGCUGCUUUGCUUCUGACUCCGGCUUUGGCCGCUGCAUCUUCUAGUAUCCCAUAUGAGCAGUAUAUUUUGGCUCCAAGGUCUCGCGACUUGAUCCCACCCUCUGUUCAUAGUGUCAAUGGCUCUGUAACUGGAGCGAAGUCUCUCACACAAUUGUCUGGCAGUGAAGCCACAUUCUAUGGCGUCUCAUCCGUGACCUACGACUUCGGCAAGAAUGUGGCAGGCCUCGUCUCUCUCGAUGUAGGCUCAUCCUCGUCGUCAUCUGCAUUCUUGGGUGUCACUUUCUCCGAAUCAAGUCUAUACAUCAGCAACCAAGCAAGCGAUGCCACCGCCGACGCUGGCUUGGAUACUCCUCUAUGGCUCAACGUCGGCAAGGGUGCCGGGAAGUAUACCCCCGAGGAGAAAUAUCUCCGGGGUGGAUUCCGGUACUUGACAGUCGUCAGUAACACCACAGCAACCGUACCGCUCAAGAGCCUUCGAGUGAAAUUCACCGCAGCCCCGGACCAGGACUUGCGCGCCUACACCGGGUAUUUCCACUCGGAUGACGAGCUCAUCAACAAGAUUUGGUAUGCCGGUGCAUACACUAACCAGCUGGCUACGGUCAACCCCAAGCAUGGAAACUCGCUCGUUCACCUUGGUACCAUCAACUCUGGAGAUUAUAUCCACCUUCCUCAGACUGAUACCUGGUGGAACAACUAUACCAUCACCAACGGGACCAGCACGAUCACCGACGGUGCCAAGCGUGACCGUCUUGUUUGGCCGGGUGAUAUGUCCAUUGCUCUCGAGAGUAUUGCUGUCAGUACUGGUGAUUUGUAUAGUGUCCGUACGGCCUUGGAAUCCUUGUUUGUCCUGCAAAAGUCUAAUGGACAACUUCCGUACGCUGGAAAGGGGUUCCGUGCGUCAGUGAGCUACACUUAUCACCUGCACAGUCUCAUUGGUGCCUCCUACUUGUACCGUUUCUCAGGCGACAAAGACUGGCUACUCAACCACUGGUCGCAGUACAAGCGCGGUCUGGAAUGGGCUAUCAGCAGUGUCGACGAGACCGGCUUGGCCAACAUUACCGCGUCAUCUGACUGGCUACGCUUUGGAAUGGGGGCUCAUAACGUCGAAGCAAACGCAAUUCUUUACUUUGUCCUCCAAGACGCCCAAGCCCUCGCAAUCGAACUAAAUGACAAGGCAGCCCUAACAAACUGGAGCAAAACAGCAAUAAACCUAAAGCUAGCCGCCAACCAAAGACUAUGGGAUGCCUCCAGCGGCCUCUACUUUGACAACGAAACAACAACAAUGCACCCCCAAGACGGCAACGCCUGGGCCAUAAAAGCAAACCUAACCCAAUCAACCGCGCAAGCCGUCCAAGUCUCAAACGCCCUAGCGUCGCGCUGGGGUAAAUACGGCGCACCAGCACCCGAAGCCGGCAAAACCGUCUCACCAUUCAUCAGCGGCUUCGAGCUUCAAGCCCACUAUCUAGCCAACAAACCCAACUCAGGCCUUGACCUGAUUCGUCUCGAGUGGGGAUUCAUGCUGAAUGAUCCGCGCAUGACACAAUCUACUUUCAUUGAAGGCUAUUCAACAGAUGGGUCAUUGCAUUACGCGCCAUAUACGAAUGACCCACGUGUUUCGCAUGCGCACGGUUGGUCGACUGGUCCGACAUACGCGCUUACGGCUUAUGCGGCUGGUAUUCAGCUCACUAGUGCGGGGGGCUCGACUUGGCUUAUUGCGCCUCAGGUAGGCAAUUUGACGUUUGUUGAUGCGGGCUUUGAGACUGCUAAGGGCAAGUUCUCGACUUCUUUCCGAGCUGGUGGGAAGGGUGUGGGCAAGUUUGCUUUUGUUACACCUGCCAAGACUACUGGUGACUUUGUGCUUGCUGGUGCUAAGGGGAGUCUGAUUUCUGAAGAUGGGCAGCGGGUUAAGCUUGUUGAUGGCAAGGCUAAUGGGAUGAAGGGUGGUAGUUGGAAAAUGAGGAGUGAGUAG
Messenger RNA from Penicillium antarcticum, 1977 nucleotides. Its product is annotated as putative alpha-L-rhamnosidase A. The record is from RefSeq and is a predicted model, not a curated record. The transcript is spliced from 2 exons. Gene Ontology annotation, biological process: carbohydrate metabolic process. The coding region runs from base 1 to 1977 and encodes 658 amino acids. Lineage: Eukaryota; Fungi; Ascomycota; Eurotiomycetes; Eurotiales; Aspergillaceae.